AUGGACGGAGGCGCACCCUACAACCCCCGAACUGUAGAGGAGGUUUUCAGGGAUUUUAAAGGCCGUAGAGCUGGAAUGAUCAAAGCCUUAACCACUGAUGUUGAAGAAUUUUAUCAGCAGUGUGAUCCUGAGAAGGAGAAUCUUUGCCUGUAUGGAUUCCCUAAUGAACAGUGGGAAGUCAAUUUACCUGCCGAAGAAGUGCCUCCAGAGCUCCCAGAGCCUGCACUUGGAAUUAACUUUGCUAGAGAUGGGAUGCAAGAAAAAGACUGGCUCUCUUUAGUUGCUGUUCAUAGUGAUGCAUGGUUGCUUGCUGUGGCUUUCUACUUUGGUUCUAGAUUUGGUUUUGAUAAAACUGAUAGGAAACGUCUCUUCUCUAUGAUAAAUGAUAUCCCCACAAUAUUUGAAGUUGUAACUGGAGCUGCAAAGAAGCAGGCAAAGGAGAAAUCAUCCAUUUCAAAUCACAGCAGUAACAAAUCCAAGUCAAACUCAAAAGGGCGAGGACCAGAAUCUGUCAAGUAUUCGAAGGGGCAGCCAAAGGAUGAGGAGGAAGGACUGGAUGAGGAGGAGGAUGAUGAGCAUGGGGAUACCUUGUGCGGGGCAUGUGGAGAGAACUAUGCUGCAGAUGAGUUCUGGAUUUGUUGCGACGUGUGUGAAAAGUGGUUCCAUGGCAAGUGCGUGAAGAUCACUCCUGCCAGGGCUGAGCACAUCAAGCAGUACAAAUGCCCAUCAUGCAGCAACAAGAGAGCUAGACCUUGA
Dovyalis caffra is the source of this 756-nucleotide messenger RNA. The record is from the annotation of a GenBank genome assembly. NCBI's taxonomy places the organism in Eukaryota, Viridiplantae, Streptophyta, Magnoliopsida, Malpighiales, Salicaceae.